GACUGUCAAUCCGAUGGAUAUUGUCAAUGUUAUUAUGGAUGGAGCGACAAGACGUGUGAUACACCUACCAUGUGUGUGUUAAUUCUUGAAGGAGAUGCUGGUUUUAGGGAAGUCAAUGAAAUGCUACAAAAUGAUAAAAUAUUCGAAUCUCCAUGGAAUGGACCAACGUGUGAUGACAGCUGUUUGGAAAAUAUUGACAAUGAAACUCUGUGCUAUAAUGAUACGACGCAUGCAAUUCCACGUGUGGCAUGUUUCUUAAGGCCUGAUUCAAGGUGCAAAUUUUUAGAUCUGAAUGCUGCUAGUUUGUUGCGCAAUUCCACAGUUAUAGGAACUAGUGGUGCAAUACUUGUAUUAAUCUUGGGAUCAGCAUUGGGCUUAGUAAUUUUUUUGAAAUACAAGAAAAACACUAAUGACGUGUCAGUAAUCAUUAACCGUGACUUAUUGCAUACGUUGUUGGAAGAAGACAGUGGCUAUGAACCCCACGAAGAAACCAUCAAUUAAAACUAUUAUUCCUUUAUGACGAUUUGACGAUCCCCUGAAUUUUGCACGUGGAAACAUUCAAUACUGGAACUUGCUCGUGAUUCUAUGGUGCCUUCAAGUUUAGAUGCAGUAAUGGCUGUGCAAAUGGACACUGCGUAGGAACUGAACAAUGCAACUGCAAUCCUGGUCUCUCAAAGGAUCCUUAGACUCAGAUUCACGUAGCUGGCUGCAAGAUAUCUUGCUUAAAUGCAGUAUAAACUGAACCUAACACCUGUACCUGCAAGAAUCGCUCUUACCAAAUCCUAAAGCCCUGACUAAGAGCUUGGUUACGUUGGAGAUUGUACCAACGGAAUCUGCUUUGGACCAAAUAUCAGCAUCAGCAACGCUGACUUUAUAAAAGAUCCUAGUAUUAAGAGUAGCCAUCACUGCGUUCCCCGUACCAGAAUCUUAUGCAAAAAAAUCACGCUGUAUGCACUCCCUAUAACAUAAUGUGAAUAAAUCUGCUUUAGAUUAUACAAUAAAUUGAAACGUAUAUAUUAUCACUCAUUGUGCUUAUUCGCUUGUCUUAGACGUCUUGAAAUUAUUUCAGAUAGAAAAAGAGUCUUGGAGCAUUUGCCAUGUUCUGACCAGGUCCUGCUAACUGUCCUUACUAGUUUUCAAUGGAAAAACUGAGGGAGCCCUUGCGAGACACGUGGCGCAAUAGUAGCUGGCUACGAAUUGUUUAAUUUUUCUAUAUGAUCCCAAAUUUCAAAAAAAUUUCAUCAAACAUUCCAGAAAAAAUAGUCAAACGUAAAACUGAUGUAAUGAAAUAAUUUUAUAAUUAAAACAAAUGUAAAAUAAUAGGGCGCUUCUGUUACUGGUGUCAUAUGGACUCAUUUUAUUGCGAUGCUGACAGCAGAAUCCGUACUUGCGAUUCUCGGGACGCUCGAAGUGACUUUAUGUAAAGGAUGAUUCAAUUUCGUGAUAAGUGAUUGAUAGCUGUUUUCAUUGAUGUCAUAUUUUUUCCUUUAGGAGGAUCCUGCAUCCUGUCUCAGUGAUAAGACGGAAUCAUUGAGGGCGGAGAUACAAUGCAAUACACUAACAAAGAUUUAACCAGCAUUUGGAAUCUGUCUAGCGUCCAGUUGUCUCUCAGGCAAAAGCUUAAAAAUGUUAUUUAAAUAUUCGCUCCUGGCAAUUGUCAUUUUAAGUGAAUUUUUUAACGGCACGAGUGCACUUACUACUGCAGAUGGAUCCAACAUUUGUCAUGAUGUAUACGGAGAGAGUUACAGAAAAGGAUGGCUUUUCAAACGCGUAAAAUGGCGAACAAACUACAGAGUAGAGUACGUAAGAGUCUACAAGACCAAAGAAAAAUGCUGCGAUGGUUAUGAGGAUGUUGAAUCAGUCUGCCUGAGAAUAUGCAAUGGAGGAUAUCAGCUUGAUUCGAACAAAAUUCAAUGCGAGCCCAUUUGCGAUCCUGUCUGUCGAAACGGAAGCUGCACGUCACCAAACACCUGCACGUGCAACAACGGCUAUGAAAGAAGCACAACGCAGCCCAACGUUUGUGUUCCCGUGUGCGACAGACCCUGCAUUAAUGCAGAUUGCGUAGCUCCAGAUCAGUGUCAAUGUCACACAGGGUAUAGUAAGAGUGAUGAUGACUUUUCCUGUGCGCCGCAGUGCACCGACGGUUGUAUUCAAGGUACCUGCAUAGCUCCUGGUAUUUGCAACUGCAAUGAUGGUUACCAGAAAAGUGGAAUUCUGAACAAUUACUGCGAUCCUAUCUGCCAGGAGACUUGUGUUCAUGGAACAUGUGUUUCACCGAAUGUGUGUUCGUGCCUCGAUGGAUAUUUCCAAAUUUCAUCCACCGCGUGUGCGCCGUUGUGCGAUAACGGAUGUCCCAAUGGAGAGUGCAUAGAGCCGAAUGUGUGCAGGUGCAACGAUGGGUACGUUGAGAAUCCAAUAUCCAAUGGAAUUUGUGAACCAGUCUGUACAAAACCUUGCGAAAAUGGGAUUUGCACAGAACCGGAUACCUGCCAGUGCAACCUUGGUUUCAGACUACACGAGGCAGAAUGGAAUAUUUGCGAUCCAUUUUGUUCGUAUUUCUGUGUCAAUGGACAUUGUGUUGCACCUGAGACCUGUGCAUGUGACGAUGGAUACAGGAUGACUGAUGUUGAAAAUAUGUGCGAGCCCAUUUGCGAAAAUUGCAGUAAUGGACACUGCACGGAGCCAAAUAUCUGCACGUGCAACAACGGCUAUGAAAAAAGCACAACGCAGCCCAACGCUUGUAUUCCCGUGUGCGACAGACCCUGCGUAAAUGCAGAUUGCGUAGCACCAGAUCAGUGUCAAUGUCACAUAGGGUAUAGUAAGAGCGAUGAUGACUUUUCUUGUGCGCCGCAGUGCACCGAUGGUUGCAUUCGAGGUACCUGCACGGCUCCAAAUAUUUGCACCUGCGAUGAUGGCUACGUAAGCCUUGAACUUUCGAACAGUAUCUGCUUUCCUAUCUGCCAUGAGACUUGUGUUAAUGGAACAUGUAUUGCACCGGAUGAAUGUUCUUGCGACUUUGGAUAUUACCAAAUUUCAUCCACCACGUGUGCACCGUUGUGCGAUAACGGAUGUCCCGAUGGAGAGUGCAUAUAUCCGAAUGUGUGCAGGUGCAACGAUGGGUACGUUGAGGAUCCAAUAUCGAGUGAAAUUUGUACACCAAUUUGUACGAA
Messenger RNA from Cephus cinctus (wheat stem sawfly), 3170 nucleotides. RefSeq names its product von Willebrand factor D and EGF domain-containing protein. The record is from RefSeq and is a predicted model, not a curated record. Lineage: Eukaryota; Metazoa; Arthropoda; Insecta; Hymenoptera; Cephidae. The annotation marks the transcript as partial. The transcript is spliced from 6 exons.